CGCUGGAAAAGAGCAGCGGAGCGAUUUGGGAGGGGUGGGCGGCGACCGGGGCGGUAUAAAGUCCAGGGUGCAGCUCCGAACGCUGCGUCGGGAGGUGUGCGGGACCGAGAGCUUCCGCCGUCCCGUCGGCGAGGCGUGAGGAGCCAUGAACUGGGCCGGCCUCUACGCGGUGCUGAGCGGGGUGAACCGCCACUCCACGGCCAUCGGGCGCAUCUGGCUCUCCGUCAUCUUCAUCUUCAGGAUCAUGGUGCUGGUGGUGGCAGCCGAGAGCGUCUGGGGGGACGAGAAGUCCGCCUUCACCUGCAACACGCAGCAGCCAGGCUGCAACAGCGUCUGCUACGACCACUUCUUCCCCAUCUCGCACAUCCGCCUGUGGGCCCUGCAGCUCAUCCUGGUCACCACGCCGGCCCUGCUGGUGGCCAUGCACGUGGCCUACCAGCAGCAUCAGGAGAAGAAGCUGCUGAUGAUGACGGGCCACGGGGACGCCAAGCACCUGGAGGAGGUGAAGAAGCACAAGAUGCGCAUCGCGGGAUCGCUGUGGUGGACGUACGUCUGCAGCGUGGUCUUCAGGCUGCUCUUCGAGGCCGUCUUCAUGUACCUCUUCUACAUGAUCUACCCCGGCUACCAGAUGGUGCGGCUGGUCAAGUGCGAGGCUUAUCCCUGCCCCAACACGGUGGAUUGCUUCGUCUCGCGGCCCACCGAGAAGACCAUCUUCACCGUCUUCAUGCUGGUCACCUCCAGCGUCUGCAUCGUGCUCAACAUGGCCGAGUUGGUCUACUUGGUGGUGCGGGCCUGUGCGCGCCGCAGCCGACACAACUCCAACCCUUCCUCGGGGAAAAGCUCUUUCUACGGCCACAAGCUUUCCUCUGAGUACAAGCAGAACGAGAUCAACCAGCUGCUGACGGAGCAGGACGGAUCCCUCAAGGACAUGCUGCGCCGCAACCCCAGCCUGCAGGAGAAGGGCGACCGCUGCUCUGCGUGUUGAGCCCCACGCCGCCCCACAGCCCCGGGGGGGGCGCACGCUGCCCUCAUGUUUUGUGUUGCACGCCCGGUGCCGGCCCUCCUGGACAGCGGGGAUGGGGAGGGCAGGGCAGCCGCUGCGUGCUCGGGCCAUUAAAUGUCCAUUCUCA
This is a messenger RNA of Tympanuchus pallidicinctus (lesser prairie-chicken), 1130 nucleotides long. RefSeq names its product gap junction protein beta 1 (gene GJB1). Gene Ontology annotation, cellular component: connexin complex. Gene Ontology annotation, biological process: cell communication. The transcript has 2 exons. NCBI's taxonomy places the organism in Eukaryota, Metazoa, Chordata, Aves, Galliformes, Phasianidae. The coding region runs from base 146 to 985 and encodes 279 amino acids. The record is from RefSeq and is a predicted model, not a curated record.